Molecule: messenger RNA, 1999 nt
Organism: Colletotrichum acutatum
Lineage: Eukaryota; Fungi; Ascomycota; Sordariomycetes; Glomerellales; Glomerellaceae
Product: cytochrome P450
Exons: 5
Coding region: 150-1664 (504 amino acids)
Molecular function (GO): iron ion binding; heme binding; monooxygenase activity
Source: RefSeq, a predicted model, not a curated record
GAAAGGGUGUGUGUAGUGAUAUCACAUCUGAAUGGAAGCACAAUAGAGUAAAGGUUUCUUUUUCAUAAAGAGGCUGCUUCGUCGAUCUCGGGACACUGCUGGACCUCAACUACUCGCACCCAAACCCCUCUUCAGAUCAAGGAAACGACAUGUUGCAAUCCUUCAGCCUCGACGAGGCCCGGUGGUCUUUGAUGCUGGUUUUGCCAGUCGCGGCGUUCUAUUCUCUCCUCGCAUACUUCAUAGGAUACGCCAUCUACCAGCUCUACCUCAACCCCCUGCGCAAAUUCCCAGGCCCAAAACUAUGGUCAAUCUCCUCCGUACCCUACGUCCGCGAAUUCAUCGCCGGCACUUGUCACCUCACGAUCCUCCAACUCCACCAAAAGUACGGCCCCAUCGUGCGGGUAGGCCCCAACCACCUCUCCAUUAACCACCCGGACGGCAUGGCAGAGCUCCGAGGCCACCGCAAGAGCUUCACCGGCGAGAACGGCAAAGACCCCGUCAACGCGCUGCCGAACCGCGACAACAUCAUCGGCUCCGAUCGCGGGGACCACAGCCGCUUCCGCAGGGCGCUGGCGCACGGAUUCUCGGCGCAGUCUAUGCUGGCGCAGCAGCCUAUUAUCAAGGGGUACGUCGAUACCCUCUUUGAGAAGCUGCGGGAGGCAUCGCGGGGUGGCGAGGAGACGGUGGAUGUGGAAAAGUGGUUCAACUUUACCACGUUCGACGUUAUUGGUGAUUUGGCAUUUGGGGAGCCUUUUGGGUGUCUUGAGGAUAGCACGUAUCACCCUUGGGUCGACCUCAUCUUUAAGAGUAUUAAGAACAUGGCCAUGUUGACGAGUUUCCGGCGUCUGCCGUGGCUGAAGCCGAUUCUCAUGUUGACGCUUCCCAGAGAGCUGAUGGGUAAGUAUGCUCAGAAUCGGGAGCUGUCGAGAGAGAAGUUGCGGAAGAGGUUGGAGCUUGGGAAGAGCCGGCCUGAUUUCGUGGAUGCAAUGAUCAGGAAGUCAGAAUCAGCAGGUCAUGCCAUGUCGUUCGAAGAGAUGACCUCCAACGCCAUGGUCCUCAUCAUCGCCGGCUCGGAAACGACAGCCACGCUGCUGACUGCGGCAACGUACUUUCUCGCCACCAACCCGCACGUGUUAGCCAAGCUAAACGACGAGGUCCGAUCGGCAUUCACGACGGAGGAUGAGAUCGAUAUGCUCAGCGUGCAAAACCUGCCGUACCUCUUGGCCGUCUUGGACGAGAGCUUGCGAAUCUUCCCGCCGGUGCCUGGCCCAAGCCCGCGGGCCAUUGGCGAAGGGGGCGAUACGAUUCUGGGCGAGUUUAUUCCGCAAGAUACGGUGGUGGACACCUGGCAUUGGUCAGUCUACCAUAACCCCGAUUACUUUACAAUGCCGGAGGAAUUUAUGCCAGAGCGAUUCUUGGGCGACCCCCGGUUCGCGAAUGAUGCGAAACAGGCUCUGCAACCGUUUUCUAUCGGUCCUCGCAACUGCAUUGGGAAGAAUCUUGCCUAUGCCGAGAUGAGGUUGAUUCUGGCCAGGCUGAUCUGGAACUUUGAUAUCCACCCAGCUGCGGAGACAGCGAACUGGUACGCUGAGACAAAGGUCUACAUUCUAUGGGAGAAGGGCGGCCUGGAUGUCUAUCUGACACCCCGGGUUCUGAAAGGCUGAAUGAGAGGCUUCCGAUAUCUGGCCAUGCGUCUUGAGACGGCGAUGGAAGGCCCAUGUGCAGGGAUAGCAUUGAUCAAUUCGUGUAUCUGUGAAGUUGACAAUUGCGGUCAAAGGGAAUGCGAAGGAUGAAGCACCUUCAUCACGUCCCAUCUCAUGCAUCGCCGACCAUCCGGAGGAUCGAAAAUGAUUUGUCUUUUCCGGGCAAAUAGUUGGAUCAGAUCCUGGAAAAGCAGCCUAUAUCUCCCGUCUUCUCAUUCAUGUAGCGAUAAUGAGAAAUGCGAUCAGCAGCUCAAGACAGCACCUCAUGUUCCACAGGCACCAAGGUUACUGGAAAU